Molecule: messenger RNA, 928 nt
Organism: Notodromas monacha
Lineage: Eukaryota; Metazoa; Arthropoda; Ostracoda; Podocopida; Cyprididae
Source: the annotation of a GenBank genome assembly
CUCACAUCCCGCCAUAAUUUCUGACAGUGCUUAGCUGACUUCAGUUGGGAAAACAUGGUGGCAGUGAGAAAAUUCAGUAACUGUUUAGUUUUUCUUGCUGUCUGUGUUUGCCUUCAACAUCAUGAAGUCCAUGCUCAGAACACCAUCUUUGGUCAAAUAAUUGAAGGAGUUGCCAAUUUGAUCAUGGCUCUACUGACCAGCAACACUGGCACAGGGAGAAUAAUGGGAGGUACAACAGUGUCAUCCAGGAGUGACUCACCUUAUGCAGCUUUCAUUGCCAUCCAGCCAAUAGAUUUUCCCAUCAUCAACAAGAUCAUCAGGAUACCAUUGUGCACAGCCACCAUCUUGACAUCCACCAAACUCAUCACUGGUGCCUCAUGCUUCAAAGUCUUUGAGGACUUGACAAGGGUGGCAGUUGUAGGGGCACUGAAGACCAUCAAAAAGGACUGGGCUCAUCCCAUAGCUCUUGCAACAUCUUUGGCAAAGCCACUGAUUCAGACCAGACUGAAAACUUACUCAUCAGUGGUUCUAUCUGACACUGACUGCUCCAGCAAAAUUGCCAGCGUUGCCAACCUUGGAACUGGGACACCUUUUGACUCAGCACUGUUGGUAGGAGUCACCAACCAGAUGAUCUGCUUGAACUCAGUUUCUGGAUCUGGAGCAUGCUUUAUUGAUAAUGGUGGACCAAUGAUCAACUCAGAAGGAAAAUUGGUUGGGGUUUUGGGGCUGCUGCUCAAUUGUGGAGAUCCUGCCUCAGUCACUGUUGGCAAUGAACUCUCUGGAGAACACCUCAUUUGGGUCAAACAACAAACUGGCCUUUGAAAGGAAUUCAAAAAAAUGUUAUUUAUGAGAAGAAUGAUUGGAUGUGUUCGUUUGAAAAACACUUGUUGGUGAAAUAAAGAUGAGAACAUUGGCCAAAAUUCCUGAA